AUGGCGGCCUCUCCGUCCUUGAUCAAACUCGGCGACAUAGAAAAUCACCACUUCGAGGCGCCAUCCAAGAGAAUCCACGAUGGCCCCGAUGUGACUAGCUUUCUGACCUCCCUUGCAUACAAGGAUGUCAUGACUUUCAUAUUACAACUCAAUCGUGCGGUUGUACCGCGGAAAGAAAGUGUAGACGGCUCGAUCAAGACUACGACCUGGCCGUUGAACGCAGACGGUGUUACAUAUUCAGAUCCAAUCAUUCAUCUACGCACCCUCUUGACCAAACUAGGUGAUCUUGUCGACCAGGUCCCCCCUGAUACUGGUCCAAGGAGAUUCGGAAAUGUCAGUUUCCGAAAGUGGUACAAAUUGGUUGAGGAACAAAUGGACGAUUUGCUUCGGGACUGCUUGCCUGACGCAUUAUUACCUUCUCGCAUCGAGAUUGGCCCGUAUCUCCUGGGCAGCUUUGGCAGUCCUCAGCGUCUUGACUAUGGCACGGGACAUGAGCUCAGCUUUUUGGCGUUUCUGGCCUGUCUCUGGAAGCUGGAUUUCUUCCCUCAAUCAACCCCAAGUGUCGAAGAACGAGGUAUCGUGCUCGGCGUUUUCGAACGCUACCUCGAACUCAUCCGCAAAAUCAUCAAGACGUAUAAUCUUGAACCCGCAGGCUCACAUGGUGUUUGGGGGCUCGAUGACAAUUCUUUCCUUCCAUACAUCUUUGGAUCAGCUCAACUAGCGCCCGCUGUUUCAGAUACAGACGAUACUCCGACAGAAGGAUCCCUACCCGAUGCACCGGAAGCGUCUUCAGUGACGAAACAAAACCUGGUUGACAAGGAGAAGGACAAAAACAUGUACUUCUCUGCUAUCGCAUUCAUCUAUGAAGUCAAGAAGGGACCCUUCUGGGAGCACAGUCCGAUGUUGUUUGACAUAUCAGGUAUCAAGGAUGGAUGGGGGAAGAUCAAUAAAGGCAUGCUCAAGAUGUACAACGCAGAAGUCUUGUCUAAAUUCCCCGUUGUUCAACAUUUCCCCUUUGGAUCCCUUCUCAGGUGGGAAAGGGAUCCGGAAGCGCGACCUCCCGCUGUGUCACACGCUGCAAGCCAACCUCUUCGCAAUCCUACCGACACUCACGCGCCAAGCACCAUGAGACCUGCUGGACCUCCUCCGGGUAGUGGCACAGCUGCACCUUGGGCUGGGAGUGCGACAAAAGCACCGCUCGGUUUCGUCAACGGUGUCACGCAAGCACCAUGGGCCAGUCGAGGUCCUCCACCACCCGUGGCGCGUUCUGGAUUUGCACCGAGCCAGCGGAAGCCAAUGCCACCUCUGAAUGAAGCUGGUACUGGCAGUAGAAGGACUCUAGCUCCUUCUCACGAGCAGAGAAAGCAAGAUACUACUGGUUGA
Exophiala spinifera is the source of this 1383-nucleotide messenger RNA. RefSeq lists its product as uncharacterized. Gene Ontology annotation, molecular function: peptidyl-prolyl cis-trans isomerase activity; protein tyrosine phosphatase activator activity. Gene Ontology annotation, cellular component: protein phosphatase type 2A complex; cytoplasm; nucleus. NCBI's taxonomy places the organism in Eukaryota, Fungi, Ascomycota, Eurotiomycetes, Chaetothyriales, Herpotrichiellaceae. The transcript has a single exon. Gene Ontology annotation, biological process: mitotic spindle organization. The record is from RefSeq and is a predicted model, not a curated record. The coding region runs from base 1 to 1383 and encodes 460 amino acids.